AUGGGUAUCAAAAAGUUUUUCAAGAUUAAGCCUCCUCCAGAGGCUACUGUUGAGGAGAACAGGGACUAUUUGAAUGAGUUAGGUAUUGCAACAAAGCAGGAUUCUACCAAAAGGAGAGAGAAAUUUGCAGCGUACGGGAAGUUUGCUAAUGAUAGAGUUAGAACCAAUGUGUAUGCACCUGAAGGAUAUGCUCAAUAUGCAAAUCCAGAUACUGAACCUAGCGAUAAGGCUGACAUGGACGACUUGAAUAAGAGCCCUUAUGAUCAAGUUUCGAUGGUUAAUAAUAGGAAUACUAGUGCUGGUGUGAGUAACAGCAGUCCUUACGGUAAUAAUUAUGGUGCUGGGAACUAUGUAGACCCUUAUUCUAACAGUGGUCCCUCGCCGUACGGUACAAACCAAUACAGCCAGUCAUCUACGAACACACCUGCAUCUGAUCCAUAUGGGUCAGCUAACACGAACACAAACACAAGAUACAAUGACAGCUCUCGUCAAGGCUAUGGGAACAGCUACGGAAACGUCUAUGAAAAUACCAGUCCUCCUGCUAACGCAUAUUCCACGUCAGCGUUGCCCAAUAGCAACAGCUACAAAUCAUCUGGUCGGGCACCCUCUGGUAACCCCUAUGCAUCAGUGAACGCUACGGAUCCGUAUAUAUCGAAUUCGAGAUCAACAAGUGCAAAUGCAUAUGGAAGUACAAGCAGUACACCUGUCCCUCCACGCAGCAGUAGUAACAAGGGGAGAGGCUCUGCGGCUCAGAAAGAGUUUGACUUCGAAAGAAACAAAGAGGAUGAUGACUUAGAUCUUAACGAUACAAUCAGCCAGGACAAGUUUGGGAGUGGGCGUGGAGAAGAUUUUGAUGACCUGAACCACUCGAUACAUGAAAACCAGCGUAUUGGCGCUGGUGUCAGCGGUGCAGGUGGAGAACCAAAGGGCUAUCAGACUUUCGAAGACCUACAGAAGCAGCAGCAGCAACAAGAGCAGGCAGAAGAAGAUGAGGAGGUGGAUUCCAUCAAGCAACAGAUCAAAUUCACAAAGCAGAGUUCUGUGGCAAGUACAAGAAACACGCUCAAGAUGGCCCAAGAUGCUGAGCUGGCUGGUAUGAAUACGUUGGGUAUGCUUGGGCACCAAUCUGAAAAGUUGAACAGCGUUGAGCGGAACCUGAACUUGAUGCAGAUACAGAACCGUGUCGCUGAUGAUAAGGUUGCCGAGUUGAAAAAAUUAAACCGUAAUAUUCUAGCCGUUCAUGUGUCAAAUCCUUUUAACAGCAAAAGACGUGCUCGUGAAACCGAGGAAAAGAUCAAAACGCAAAGAAGACUUGACAAACAAGCCCAACAGGAUUUGAGUUCUCAGUUAAGUCAAAGUACAAGACGUAUAGAAGGAGUGCUAUCUACAGACAACGGUGCGUCCGAAGUUCGAGACAGGUACCAGCGCCAACAAGUGUUGGAGAAAUCGAAGCGGUACCAGUUCGAGAAUGACGAAGAAGACGACGAAAUGGAGUUGGAAAUUGACAGGAACUUGGAUAAGAUUGGACAAAUCAGCGGUAGGUUGAAGAAAUUGGCUAUUGCUACUGGUAAAGAAAUUGAUUCUCAACAAGAACGUAUUCAAAACAUUGAGGAGAAUGCCGACGAUUUGGAUAUUAAGAUCCACGUGAACACCACGAAAUUAUCUAAUAUCAGGUAA
Molecule: messenger RNA, 1677 nt
Organism: Kluyveromyces marxianus DMKU3-1042
Lineage: Eukaryota; Fungi; Ascomycota; Saccharomycetes; Saccharomycetales; Saccharomycetaceae
Gene: SEC9
Product: Sec9p
Exons: 1
Coding region: 1-1677 (558 amino acids)
Biological process (GO): vesicle fusion; exocytosis
Cellular component (GO): SNARE complex; plasma membrane
Molecular function (GO): SNAP receptor activity; syntaxin binding
Source: RefSeq, a predicted model, not a curated record